UUCUGCUAUUUAGUGUUGGCGCUAAUCUAGUUAUCGGCCGGUAUUUUCUCGUUUUAAACGAAAAUAUAUAUUUUAUCAUUCUUUAAAGCAACAACUAAUAUUUAGCGGAAUGCAUGAUCAGUAGGGAAAAAUACGGAGUGGACAAUAUUCUUCGUUAUACAUAGUUUAAUCAACAUGAAAAUCCUUCAACCUAGCUGGGUUCAUCACGAUGAGAAAUCAAUUUUUUCCAUCGACAUCCAUCCUGGAGGGGAAAAGUUCGCAACCGGCGGUCAAGGGAACGACUCUGGUCGAGUUGUCAUCUGGAACCUGGCACCGGUUGUCAAGGAAGAAGCGGAGAAAAAUCCAAACCUGCCAAGGAUAUUAUGUCAGAUGGACAAUCAUUUAGCAUGUGUAAACUGUGUGCGUUGGAGCGGCAGCGGAAUAAUGUUAGCUUCCUGUGCAGAUGAUAGACUUAUAAUGAUAUGGAAAAAAUCCACUGGUGGUGGGAUUGCUUUUGGAUCAACAAAAACAGUUGAACACUGGCGGUGUAUUUCGACACUACGGGGUCAUGCCGGAGAUGUGUUGGAUUUAGCAUGGUCUCCACAGGACCGAUUCAUAGCUAGCUCUAGUGUUGAUAACACGGUGAUAAUUUGGGAUGCCAAGGAGUUUCCGAGUGUAUUGCAGGUGCUGAAAGGGCAUACAGGGCUCGUGAAAGGAGUAGCGUGGGAUCCGGUUGGAAAAUUUGUUGCAUCGCAAAGCGAUGAUAAAACAUUGAAAAUUUGGAGAACGACAGAUUUUAAGCUGUUUAAAACCAUCACAGAACCAUUCGAAGAGUGUGGAGGAACAACGCACAUUCUGCGGUUAUCAUGGUCUCCGGAUGGCCAAUAUUUAGUGUCGGCCCAUGCAAUGAAUGGCGGAGGUCCUACGGCGCAGAUAAUCGAACGAGAUGGAUGGAAAUGCGAUAAAGACUUUGUAGGUCAUCGGAAAGCGGUCACUUGUGUUCGAUUUCACAAUUCUAUUUUGAAGAGAACGGCUCCGAAAACUAACAAAUCUCAGCAGUAUUGCUGUUUGGCUGUCGGAGCUCGAGAUAAAAGCUUGUCUGUUUGGCUAACUGCCUUACAAAGACCUCUGGUGGUGAUUCACGAUCUCUUUCAAGACUCCAUUCUAGAUCUCAGCUGGAGUCAUAAUGGCUAUAUUUUAUUAGCUUGCAGUGGCGACGGACAUGUGGCAUGUCUCCAAUUCAGUGAAGAAGAAUUGGGGAAACCUCUCUCUGAAGAGGACAAAAAUAGUCUCUACCAGCGAAUGUAUGGAGAAGAUAUAACUUUAGGUCUUAAUGCUCCAUCGGGUAAAGAUAUGAUAAUUGAAAAUGCGGAUUUACUGAACGUUACGCAAAAGUUGACUGUACCAUCGUUGGUUCCUCUUCAACAACAAUCUCAAGUGGAGAAAACUGCCACCAAUAAGGAAACACCCAAAGAAAGUGCUGUUUCUGUUUCCUCAUCUGUAAGUCAAGAAGCGCAAAGGCCAAUUUUAAAACAAAUUGAAACAAAAACUGCCGACGGAAAACGAAGAAUCACACCGAUGUUUAUCCCAUUGUCCGAUGAGACAGAAGUCACUGCUAGCACGAGUGGGCAGUUUUCCAGCAGCAGUGCAAACAAGAGCAGCAUUAUUACCAUAGAAAAACCACCAGAACCAACGACUUCACAAAGUAGUUCGAAAGGCGAAACAGCAGCAGCUAGUGUAGAAAGUUUAAUUGACCAAACCGGUAAGUUGGAUAUACGAUUGAAAAAACGCAAGCCGAUAGAACCUCCGCUUCGAACACAGGCUUUUGCGAAUAUGAAAACUCCUACCAGUCCAGGCAAGGGAUCCGAUGCCGACACUAGUCAACAGCAGCCGGUAGUUUCUGGCAAAGCUACGCCUCUCCAGGGUACUAUAAUCAAGGCUAUGGGUGAUUAUCGGAUAACGGUUACUAACGGUUCCAUCAAAACUGGUUACGGUAUGCUAUGCCGGGUUGUGGGCAAUCUUAUUACGGUUCCGCGCAAGGAUAAACAAAUUUGGGAAUCUGUAAUAGGUUCACCUGUCGUCAACUACGCUGUGGCAAAGAAGUAUGUCGUAUUCUGCAGUAUGGAUGGAAGCAUCCGCUACGUGAACAUACAUACUGGAGCACCGGUACUGCCGAUAAUAAGCUUAACGAGUCCGGUUGUUCAAUGUGCUUUUAGUUCCGAUUGCAGACUAGGUGCCGUUAUCACUGAGAACUGCACCAUGCGAGUGUGGGAUUUAGACGAUCAAAGUGUAUUCCUCAAUGGUAGCUGCAAAGAUAUCAUGGGCAAUAGUUAUGCUACUUUACUACACAUCUCCGACAAUGGGGUCCCUUUCAUUAUCCUGGCCAAUGGGUCAUCAUUCUCUUAUAGCAAAAAGCUGGAGAGUUGGGUAAUCACAAAUUCUCCGGACCCAGUUAUGCGACAUGGACUGUUCGGCAGCAAAGUUAUUCCUACAGUGCGUAAUAUAAAAUCCUUCCCAUUGACUGCGGUCCAGUCGUUUUCCAACUUCCCAGCAAUAAAUCCGAGAAGUUUUCUGGAGGCGCCGAAUACCAGCUGGCAGAAUCCAGCAAUGCUGGCAUUUGUCGAGAAUCAAAUAAAAAUAGCGGAGACGAUAAAUUCACCGACGGAGAUGAGACACUGGUAUCUGAUGCUAGGUUUUCAACUAGCUCAGCAUGGAACAGAGGAAAAAAUUCGCCAAGUGCUGGACGACCUGCUAGGAACUUCGUUUGAGAUAGACAUGGAGGCAUCUAUUCUUGGUAUUCCAAAGUAUGACAUUGCACAGGAAAUUCUUGGCCAGUUGAAAACGCAACCUAGUUGGCAACGGCUCUACAUGGACUACACGGACCAGAUAAAAAUGCGAAAACCGGAUGACACAAGUAAGGAUACCGCUAGUUAGUACCGUUCUAUGUUUGUGAUUGAAUUGUGUUGCUUCCAUCCGGGGAAGCAUGAAAUGCUUCUCUAAAACGACGUUGUUCAACGUUAAAAGAUCUACGAAGAAGAUGUUU
Malaya genurostris is the source of this 3022-nucleotide messenger RNA. RefSeq names its product protein HIRA homolog (gene Hira). The transcript is spliced from 5 exons. The record is from RefSeq and is a predicted model, not a curated record. Gene Ontology annotation, cellular component: HIR complex; nucleus. Gene Ontology annotation, molecular function: nucleosome binding; protein binding. The coding region runs from base 175 to 2913 and encodes 912 amino acids. Lineage: Eukaryota; Metazoa; Arthropoda; Insecta; Diptera; Culicidae. Gene Ontology annotation, biological process: regulation of DNA-templated transcription; DNA-templated transcription; chromatin remodeling.